UUCAAAGGCGAGUGCUUCACUUCCUCGUUAAUCAUGGCGGAUGAGAAUGAGACAGCACCGAAGCAGGAGAAAGAAGUGGAGCUAGAGGAGGACCAUGGGCAUUGUAGCGACUGCGAAAAUGAAGAGCAUCAUUUCGAUGAAGGAGAAAAAGGGGACACAGGGGCCAAGAAGAAGAAAAAGAAACAGAAGAAAAAGAAGGACAAAUCUGGAGGAAAGGAUUCAACCCAGGACCCGCUGGCCAAAGUGAACUCUCUCCCCGCCGAUAAGCUUCAGGAGAUUCAGAAAGCCAUCGAGCUCUUCUCAGUGGGACCAGGACCUGCCAAAACCAUGGAAGAGGCUACACGCCGUAGCUACCAGUUCUGGGACACUCAGCCUGUUCCUAAACUAGGAGAGAUGGUGACGACGCACGGCUGCAUCGAGCCUGAUAAAGAUAACAUCCGAGAAGAGCCGUACAGCCUUCCUCAGGGUUUCAGCUGGGAUACACUGGACCUCGGAAAUCCCGCUGUGCUAAAGGAGCUGUACACUCUGCUGAAUGAGAACUACGUGGAGGAUGAUGAUAACAUGUUCCGCUUUGACUAUUCGCCCGAAUUCCUGCUUUGGGCUCUACGUCCUCCAGGCUGGUUGCCGCAGUGGCACUGUGGCGUGAGAGUCAACUCCAAUCAUAAACUCGUGGGCUUUAUCAGUGCCAUCCCAGCCACCAUUCGCAUCUACGACAUAGACAAGAAGAUGGUGGAGAUUAAUUUCCUGUGUGUGCACAAAAAGCUGCGCUCCAAACGCGUGGCUCCGGUGCUGAUCCGAGAGAUCACCAGACGGGUCAAUCUGCAGGGCAUCUUCCAGGCUGUCUACACUGCCGGAGUGGUACUGCCCAAACCUGUGGGGACCUGCAGAUACUGGCACCGAUCUCUGAACCCACGGAAGCUGAUUGAAGUGAAGUUUUCACACCUGAGUCGGAACAUGACUAUGCAACGCACUAUGAAGCUUUACCGGCUGCCAGAGGGCCCGAAGACCGGAGGCUUGAGGCCGAUGACAGUCAAGGAUGUCCCGGCUGUGCACCGCCUGCUGCAGGAUUAUCUCCGUCAGUUCAACCUGGCUCCAGUCAUGUGUAUGGAGGAGGUGAAGCACUGGCUCCUGCCCCAGGAGAACAUCAUCGACACUUUCCUGGUGGAGACUCCUGAGGGGAAGGUGACGGACUUCCUGAGUUUUUACACCUUGCCGUCCACCAUCAUGAACCACUCGGUGCACCGCAGUCUGAAGGCGGCGUAUUCCUUCUACAACGUGCACACCACCACACCACUGCUCGACCUGAUGGGAGACGCGCUCAUAUUAGCCAAAUCGAAAGGAUUUGACGUUUUUAAUGCACUGGACCUGAUGGAGAACAAGACAUUUUUGGAGAAGCUGAAGUUUGGUAUCGGAGACGGGAAUCUACAGUAUUAUCUGUACAAUUGGAAAUGCCCCAGCAUGGGCCCAGAAAAAGUGGGUUUAGUCCUGCAGUGACCCUCUUGCCUCAUCAGAGCCCUUCCUUGCGUCAUAGUGAAGCCAAGAAGCGUCACGCACUGACCACCUGACUGAUGCUCCGGAGGGACUUCCAGGUUUAGGAAGAAAAAGCCACCCCCCCCCACCCACCCCUUUUUUUUGUGCCGAACUUUGAACUCUCGGACCUGCACUACUGCUGCCAGGCUGUUUCUCUUUUUCUUUCUCUCUCAUUUUUUUUCUCCUCCCCCUUUUCUCAGUGUCUCCUUUUCUUCUUAAGUCUCUGCUUCUUCUUUUUACUUCUUCCUCCAUCAGCACUUGGAUCUGAAGCCACUGUAAUUAAUUCCGAUCGCCCGCGAUCGCUAGCGCCGCGAUCGUGUUGUGAUGCGAGCGCGGAUAUGCGCCCAGAAACAGCAGCUCCUCCUUCACGCUGUCUCCGACGAUGCUCGCUCUCGCGGUGAAGAGACUCAGUCCACCCGUUCUUUCUCAUUCUCUCUCUUUCUUUCUCUCUCUCUCUCUCUCUCUCUCUCUCUCUCUCUCUUUCUCUCUCUCUCUCUCUCUCUCUCUCCGUCCAUAAGUGAGGUGUAAUUUUUUUUUUUUUUUUUUUUUUUUUUUUUUGAGAAAAAAAAGAAAAGAAAAAAACUGUCAUCUGCUUGGUGUUUGUAACUAAAACAAUCAAACAAAAAAAAAAAACACUAGAAAAUGCUUGAAACAGAAACAACAACAAAAGAAAGAAAGCAGAUGAUGAUAAAACUCCAGAAUGGACAUUACAAGGGCUGCUGUCAGUAAUUUUCUCCUUUAACCACCAUGAAAGUGUCACUGAUUAAUUGAUGUCGUACAUAGUGGAAGGGAGAGAUUAUUAUAAUUAUUAUUAUUUUUUUUACUCCUUUGCUUUUAUUUUAUUUUAUUUUCUAUCGAUUGAUGGAUCGCUGCUUUAUCACUAACUGACUGCCUGUGAUUUCACUGUAAUGCCAACAGAGAAGCCCUGUGUAAAUACACAAAGACACAUUUAACAAGUAACAACAGCAAAAUAUCGAUAAAAUAAAAUCACAGCUCAGAGUCCAGACCGUGGACAUGGACUAAUGAUUAAUCCUAAGAGGUUUGAAUGCUGAAUAACGAGUGUGUCGGGAAGGUGGAGACGCAUCAGGGGUUGUGAGCGGGGUUGAAAUAAAUAUUUAAACGCAGAGCUGAAUACAGUGUGUUUUUUUUUUUUUUUUUGUAAAGGGGUUAUAUAUAUAUAGAUUAAAUUA
Messenger RNA from Hemibagrus wyckioides, 2720 nucleotides. It is a transcript of the gene nmt1a, whose product is annotated as N-myristoyltransferase 1a. NCBI's taxonomy places the organism in Eukaryota, Metazoa, Chordata, Actinopteri, Siluriformes, Bagridae. The record is from RefSeq and is a predicted model, not a curated record. Gene Ontology annotation, biological process: N-terminal peptidyl-glycine N-myristoylation. Bases 34 to 1494 code for a protein of 486 amino acids. Gene Ontology annotation, molecular function: glycylpeptide N-tetradecanoyltransferase activity. Gene Ontology annotation, cellular component: cytoplasm. The transcript is spliced from 12 exons.